Messenger RNA from Cydia strobilella, 3455 nucleotides. RefSeq names its product PITH domain-containing protein GA19395. NCBI's taxonomy places the organism in Eukaryota, Metazoa, Arthropoda, Insecta, Lepidoptera, Tortricidae. The record is from RefSeq and is a predicted model, not a curated record. The transcript is spliced from 4 exons. Gene Ontology annotation, cellular component: nucleus. The coding region runs from base 74 to 697 and encodes 207 amino acids.
UAACAACUAUAUUUUUAUUACCUGCAAAUUAAUAUUAUAAUAAAAUAAAAACAAAUAGAUAAUAAAUAUUCAAAUGUCUCAUAACCAUUGUCACAAUGAAUGCCACGAUCACGACCACUCAAGUUCAGAGGAAUUGGGUAUUCAAUAUAACCUUUACGAAAAAAUUGAUAAGGAUAAUUUACAGUGUUUGAAUGAGAUGGUGGAAGGAUCAGGUAAAACAGUGUUUAAGCCAUGGGAAAUGCGACAUGAUACAACUCAUUUUGUGGAGAGUGAUGCAGAUGAAGAACUCCUUUUCAACAUCCCAUUCACUGGCAAUGUUAAACUUAAAGGCAUAAAGGUAGCAUCAGAAAAUUCAGAUGCACACCCAUCUAAGUUGAGACUAUUUAAAAACAAACCUAACAUGACAUUUGAUGAUGUCACCAUGGAACCAGAUCAGGUGUUUGAACUUCACAGAGACAGUGAAGGUGUAUUAGAAUAUGCUCCCAAAAUCGUCACGUUUUCUUCUGUAACCCACUUGACUAUGCACUUUCCGAGUAACUUCGGUGCUGACAACACGAAAAUUUAUUAUAUCGGCUUAAAGGGGGAAUGGGCGCCGGGACACAAGCACGGCGUCACCAUUUGUACAUAUGAAGCUAGGCCCAAUCUCGACGAUCAUAAACUAAAACAUUUAGAUUCUGUAUCCAGGCAUAUAGAUUAGGCAAUUUAGUGUCAUACUUUCAUAUUCGCUCGGCCUUAUAGUCUUAAGAUACGUUAUAUAUGGUCGACCUUCACCCAUACGUCUGUAGGAUGAAACUUAUAUUUUGUGAAAGAAAAUAUGUUCCUGAACAUAAAUAAAUAGGGUUGCCUAAUGAAAUAUGGUCAAGGCUAUUUUUAAUAAAUUUUUGAAAAUAAUUUUUUUGUUUAAAUUUCACCGAUUUGUCUGACGAACGAAAUAAGUUCCAAUGGAAAGUAUACAACUUCUACAACAUGAAUAAAUUAGGUUUCCUAUGUUUUUCCGGUCACUAUUAUGAGGUUGCCGUGUUUAAACAGGUGAGUUAAAAUCGAUAAUUGCACCCAUCUGUCUGACGCUUGAAUUAUAUAUUAAAAUAAUAGUAAUUUUAUUGCGAAUACAAUGGUAUAGGAUUGCCUGCAAAAAUCCGGUUACAAAUAAGGGUUGCCAGGCUUUUAAAGAAAAUAAGAAGGAAAGACUUUUAGCGAUAACUCAAAAACGGCUUAACUGAUCACGAUUAUUUUAACUAUUUUCGAAUGUGUUUAUUAAUCACUAUUUUUGUGAUUUUUUUCAUAAUUUUUGGAUCAAUGGUUCAAAAGUUAGAAGGAAAAACCCUUUUUUUUUUCUUUCUAAAUAAUUAUUUCCGAAAUGAUUCACUUUAUCAAAAAAUGUUGUUCUAAGACCCCUAUUUAUUUUGAAAGACCUAUCCAACGACACCCCACACCAUAGGGUUGAAACGAUAAAAAAAUUGUCACACACAUUUUGUUUCUUUCAAAGCGAUUAUUUCCGAAAAUAUUCACUUUAUCAAAAAAUGUUUUUCUAAAACCCCUAUUUAUUUUAAAAGAUCUAUCCAACGACAUCCCACAUCAUAGGGUUGAAACGAAACAAAAAAUCCUUACAUACAUUUUGUUUCUUUCGAGGCGAUUAUUUCCGAAAAUAUUCACUUUAUCAACAAUUGAUUUUUGAAAAUCUGUAUUAAUUUUAAAAGACCUAUCCAACAAUAUCCGGCACUAUAGGUUUCAAAUGAAAAAAAAAAUCCUUACAUACAUUUUGUUUCUUUCGAAGGGAUUAUUUCCGAAAAUCUAAAAUUGAUUAUAGAAGACCCCUAUUCAUUUUAAAAGACCUAUCCAACAAUAUCCGGCAUAUCAACCCUAUAGUUGAAACGAAAAAUUUUACAUAUAUUUUGUUCUUUUAAAAGUGAUUAUUUCCUAAAAUAUUCACUUUAUCCCUAUGGUGUGGGAUAUCGUUGGAUAGGUAUUUUAAAAUGAAUAGGGGUUUUGAACAAACUUUUUUUGAUGAAGUUACUGUUUUCGAAAAUAAUCGCUUCUAAAGGAACAAAAUAUAUGUAAAAAAAAUUUUUCGUUUCAACCCUAUAGUGCCGGAUAUUGUUGGAUAGGUCUUUUAAAAUGAAUAAGGGUCUUCAAUGAUCAAUUUUAGAUAAAGUGAAUACUUUCGGAAAUAAUCCCUUCGAAAGAAACAAAAUGUAUGUAAGGUUUUUUUUUUCAUUUCAAACCUACAGUGCCGGGUAUUGUUGGAUAGGUCUUUUAAAAUGAAUACAGGUUUUCAAAAAUCAAUUGUUGAUAAAGUGAAUAUUUUCGGAAGUAAUCGCCUCGAAAGAAACAAAAUGUAUGUAAGGAUUUUUUGUUUCGUUUCAACCCUAUAAUGCGGGAUGUCGUUGGAUAGGUCUUUUAAAAUAAAUAGGGGUUUUAGAAAAUCAUUUUUUGAUAAAGUGAAUAUUUUCGGAAAUAAUCGCUUUGAAAGAAACAAAAUGUGUGUGACAAUUUUUUUAUCGUCUCAACCCUAUGGUGUGGGGUGUCGUCGGAUAGGUCUUUCAAAAUAAAUAGGGGUCUUUGAACAAAUUUUUUUGAUAAAGUGAAUCAUUUCGGAAAUAAUUAUUUAGAAAGAAAAAAAAGGGUUUUUCCUUCUAGCUUUUGAACCAUUCAUCCAAAAAUUAUGAAAAAAAUCACAAAAAUAGUGAUUAAUAAACACAUUCGAAAGUAGUUAAAACAAUCGUGAUCAGUUAAGCCGUUUUUGAGUUACCGCUAAAAGUCUUUCCUUCUUAUUUUCUUUAAAAGCCUGGCAACCCUUAUUUGUGACCGGAUUUUUGCAGGCAACCCUAUACCAUUGUAUUCGCAAUAAAAUUACCAUUAUUUUGAUAUAUAAUUCAAGCGUCAGACAGAUGGGUGCAAUUAUCGACUUUAACUCACCUGUUUAAACACGGCAACCUCAUAAUAGUGACCGGAAAAACAUAGGAAACCUAAUUUAUUCAUGUUGUAGAAGUUGUAUACUUUCCAUUGGAACUUAUUCCGUUCGUCAGACAAAUCGGUGAAAUUUGAAGAAAAAAAAAUAUUUUCAAAAAUUUCUUAAAAAUAACCUUGACCAUAUUUCUUUAGGCAACCCUAUUUAUUUAUGUUCAGGAACAUAUUUUCUUUCAUAAAAUACAAGUUUCAUCCGUCAGACGUAUGGGUGAAGGUCGACCAUAUAUAACGUAUCUCCUACUAUUACUAAAGUUGAUCCAAUCUAAUUCAAUUACACAGAAAAAUAUAUGUCACAUAAAUACAGAUAUACUACCAAUACGAGUAGUAGCGCCGUUAAUUGACUUUAAUAGGUUUAACUUGUAUCAGCCAGAUUGCAACCUAAUUUAUAACCCAUGUGUUUACGAGUAUACCUAAAGAUUGCAAGAUUUUGUUAUUUAUGAAGGAAAGGGAAAUGUCCUACAUUAUUUUUAAAUAAAAUAUUUUUAUUA